GAGAACACCCAACAUAACAAUGUCAUAAAUGACAAUUUUAUCACAGGCACAACUUCGUCUUUGGACGUACCCUUGAUAUUAUCGAUUUGCUUACCCUGUGCAACCUGAGGAAAUCAAGGAUAAUGAGUCAACGUCAUCAGAAACUACCUGAUGAAGGUGCUAAGGACGAAGAGCGUCGACAGUAUACUACAGGAGGACAAACGCUGGAAGAGCUUGAUGCGAAAUAUCCAAACCGGCCAAAGAACCACUCAAAAACAUUCUUCUUUUCAGAGUUGUUUAAGGACCUCUUUGACCCUUUACAGGAAAAUAAGCAGCAGUCUGCUCCCAAGGUUGCGCGUCGACCCAGAGGACCUCAUAGGCCUAGUAAGCUCUCUCCGCAUGAGUACAAACGUAAUGUUAUUGAACGCUUUAUAUCGAGAUGGAGGUCAGAGGUUGGAAACGAUUUCUAUCCAGCCAUGCGCUUGAUUCUACCCAGCUCGGAUCGUGACAGGGGAAUGUAUGGGCUCAAGGAGAGCAACAUCGGCCGCCUGCUCGUUAAGUUGAUGAGAAUCGAUAGAAACUCCGAAGAUGGAUACAGUCUCUUACACUGGAGAGAGCCAAUCCAGUCGGCGACCGGUCACGCUGCCGGCGACUUCUCAGGGAGAUGUUUCGACGUGCUUUCCAAGAGACCUAUGCGCAUAGAUCCAGGAGACAUGCGCAUUGCCGAUGUUAAUGAGAUGUUGGAUAAGCUAUCGGCAGCGUCGGGUGAGAACGAGCAACUUCCCAUAUUUGAGACUUUCUACCAGCGCAUGAACGCCGAAGAACUGAGAUGGCUCAUCCGCAUCAUCCUAAGGCAGAUGAGAGUGGGAGCUACGGAGAGAACCUUCAUGGAAUUAUGGCAUCCUGAUGCACUAGAUUUAUUCAGUGUGUCGUCGAGCCUCCGCCAAGUGUGUUGGGAUCUCUACGACCCCAAAUUCCGUCUCAAGGAUGGCCAAACAAACGUGACAUUGAUGCAAUGCUUCCAACCCAUGCUCUGCCACUAUCAGAUGUCCACUUCUUUCCAGAAGAUGGCCGACAAACUCAACUCAACGAACCGAGUAGAGGGUGACGAUGAGUUUUGGAUAGAAGAGAAGUUGGAUGGCGAAAGGAUGCAAUUACACAUGGAAGAAGACGACGAGACCCCGGGCGGCAAGCGAUUUCGCUUCUGGUCAAGAAAGGCCAAAGACUAUACCUAUCUAUAUGGCAAUGGCUUCAAAGACGAAAACGGCUCGCUAACCCGUCACCUUAAGGAUGCUUUUGCCCCUGGAGUCCGGAACAUUAUCCUUGAUGGUGAAAUGAUUGUGUGGGAUCCAGAACUAGACAAAGUGCUGAAAUUUGGUACUUUGAAGACAGCAGCACUUGCAGGACAGAAAAACCCCCAUGAUGACAAUGCACCUCGUCCUGUUCUUCGUGUGUUUGACAUCCUCUACUUAAACGGCCAGCCCCUUACCCAGUAUACCUUACGAGACCGCCGAAAAGCUCUCGAAAAGGCUGUUCUCGGUGUGCCGUACAGGCUAGAAAUACAUAAAUAUGAUACAGCCACGUCGGCAGAAGUGAUCGAGCCAAUGCUCCGGAAAAUCGUCUCUGACGCCUCGGAAGGGUUGGUCAUGAAGAAUCCGCGAUCCAUGUAUUCUUUAGCGGACCGGAGCGAUAACUGGAUCAAAGUCAAGCCUGAAUAUAUGAGCGGCUUCGGCGAGUCGGUAGAGGUCGUGAUCAUAGGCGGAUAUUACGGACAGGGCCAUCGUGGCGGUGCGAUUGGUUCCUUUCUCUGCGGCCUUCGUGCUUCAGAGAAUGACAUAAAAGCUGGAGCGAACCCCGAGACAUGCUUUAGUUUCCUUAAAGUUGGAGGUGGUUUCCGCGCAGAAGAUUUUGCAGAUAUUCGACGUCAUACGGAUGGAAAAUGGAAGCAAUGGGACCCGAAAAAGCCGCCCAGUAAGUAUAUUCAGCUGGCUGGUGGAGAGAGGCAUCAAUUUCUCAGGCCGGACGAAUGGAUUCGCCCGAGCGACUCUCUCGUCAUAUCCGUCAAGGGUGCUAGUGCAGGGGAGUCGGACCAGUUUGCUACGGGCAUAACUUUACGAUUUCCACGGUUCAAAGGCAUACGCUUUGACAGAAGCUGGGACUCGUGUCUUGAUUUCCAGGGAUUCAUAGACAUGAAGGCCCGCGCCGAGAAGGAAAAUGACGAGAAAGCUAUGAAUAUGGAGUCUCGCCGGAAACGGACGGCCAAGAGGGUUAAAAGGGAUAUCGUGAUCGCCGGCCAGGAUAAUAUCGCGCCGGCCUUGUUUGAGGGACCUAAAACCAAAGUAUUCGAGGGGCUAGAUUUUUGCGUCCUGACGGAUUGCACGACUCCGGUGAAGAAAUCAAAGACGCAGCUCGAGACGCUAAUCAAGGAAAACGGUGGCAAGAUAUACCAGAGAGCCGACCCGUCAAGCCACAUGAUUCUUAUUGCCGAGAAGAAAGUGGUCAAGGUGGCUAGUCUGUUGAAAGCUGGGGACAUAGACAUCAUCAAGCCGAAAUGGAUAUUAGACUGCCUCGCGCAGCGCGACAAGGACUUCCUGUUACCCUUCGAGACCGGUCACUUAUUCCAUGCCACCGAUGCCACGGCACGCCUUGCAGAAGAGAACGUGGACGAUUUCGGCGAUAGCUACGCUAGAGAUCUAAGCGUCAAAGAAUUGGGGCAAGUGCUCAAGUCGAUGCCAAAGAAGGAAAUCAUCGUCGGAGAACCUUUUAAUAAGGAGGAAUUCCUCAACCAGCUAGUAGAGCACGGACAUGACAUGGGCAAUUUAAGGAGCUAUAUUUUCAGGGGCACAAAAGUGCAUUUUUCAACGACGGACGACGUCUCUCCAAUAUCAAGUCUCAAGUUGAAGAACUGGAUCAAAUACGGAGGCGGGUCAGUGGUCGAUGAUUUGGACGAUAGGAGUAUCACACAUGUGGUUAUAAUGAGCAGCACCGACAGUGGCGAGAUGGAGCGAGCGGCAGAGGUACGCUCGUCUAUUAGUUCUCGGACACCUGUUCCCCGAGCGGUGUCAUGGCAAUGGGUUGAAGAUUGUUGGAAGAAUCGUACAACGCUAGAUGAGGAGAGGUAUGAACCAUUAUGAUGAUUCACUUUGAUGAUCCAUAUAAGUAGCAACGAAUAAAUAUCUAGUGUUGCCGGUCCAACAUAACCAUGGUUUAUUGAAUAUGUGCGUCUAUCACCAGCAUCUUCACUUCCCUAUCGUCAAGAACAGGCGAUCCCCCACAUCUCCCACGCCAGGCUUCAACAUACCGUUAGACGUCAGCUCGGCGUCGACUCCGGCAACCCAUAUCUCGACGGCCUCACUCCACUCUUCUGCAGCGCGCCGCACGCCGUCGGCGGCGGCAAUGACGGACAGGACGACGAUCUUCUUAACACCCCAUUCCUUUAGCGUCUGGAUGGCCGCCUGACAUGUCCCGCCGGUCGCGAUCACCGGGUCUACGAUGAUGGCU
Molecule: messenger RNA, 3480 nt
Organism: Annulohypoxylon truncatum
Lineage: Eukaryota; Fungi; Ascomycota; Sordariomycetes; Xylariales; Hypoxylaceae
Product: ATP-dependent DNA ligase
Exons: 2
Coding region: 123-3113 (996 amino acids)
Biological process (GO): DNA recombination; DNA biosynthetic process; double-strand break repair via nonhomologous end joining
Cellular component (GO): DNA ligase IV complex
Molecular function (GO): DNA binding; DNA ligase (ATP) activity; ATP binding
Source: RefSeq, a predicted model, not a curated record